Messenger RNA from Colletotrichum truncatum, 1344 nucleotides. Its product is annotated as PLAC8 domain containing protein. The record is from RefSeq and is a predicted model, not a curated record. Lineage: Eukaryota; Fungi; Ascomycota; Sordariomycetes; Glomerellales; Glomerellaceae.
AUGCUUAAUGGCACCCGAUCAAAGAGGGCUGAGAAGUCCACCGAUACAACCCCAACCGUUCUCAAACGGCAUGGAAUCACAUCCAAGGUCCUUUCCCCAGAAUGGCUGGCGGAUCGCGAGUGUUACACCACUGAAAACCACUGCUGUCCUUGCUUGGUUUAUGCGCAUACCGCAGAGAGACUGGAAAGAAUUGCGUACUUUGAAGAUCCCCUCGAUCCGUCUUCGCAAUCUUGUAGCGGUCCUUGUUGGUCCUGCUGUCUGAGCUCCACGAUCUGCAACUGGAGAGGGCCUAUUAGAGAACAACGACAGGACAUUCGGGAACGAUAUGGUAUUGCGGGAACUGACGAUAUGGACAACUCUGAGGCAUGUUGGCACCCAUUUUCAACCCUCAGGUUGAAUCACGACGAGGUAUACCUUCGGGAGAAGCUCUGCCGUGAUCUGAAAUUUCAACCCUUCGCCCCGAACCCGCCAAUAGAAACGCGUCGGUUCAAGCCAGGGCCAAAUAGCCCAUACAGGUCGCCUCCACAGAUGCAAAUGCAGAUGCGCAACUCUGUUCCCUAUCUGCCAACAAUCAACGAGUCUUCAGCGGAGACGGGGAGAAACCCGCCAUCCAGUCCCGAGCCAAGUAUUCGCAGCCCUGAGACAGCCACUUUGGCUACCCCAGCCAGUCCCGAGUCUUCGAAAGGGCCAGGAGUUGAUGAAUAUUCUUCUCCUCAAGGUCCAUUGCACAAGCGUAAAGAUACUCCUGCAAGGUCACCAGAUGUGUUACGAAGCCCAGUCCUAAAAUCGCAAGAUACCCGUAUAGUGGCAACUAAAUUUGCGGCACCCCAUCGACUUAGCCACGAUCCGACAGUUCCGGUGGGAGAAGAGCCACUAUCUCAUAACGUCUACGACGACCCUUUGUUUGGCAUUGCUCAGGAAGUGCAACUUCACAGUGUUCACGACGAUCCUACAAUUCAAGUGGCACGUCGAUUCACACCUCAUCAAAUCACCCUAGAUCCAAAAGCGCCGAUAUCAGCCACAGCACCAGCUCAUGGCAUACAUGAUGAUCCCACGGUCAAGGUUGCACAACAACCGGCACCACAUACCGUACAUGAAGAUCCCCAAAUCCAAGCUGUUGACCACGCUUAUGACCAUCGGCUCAGCCAAGACCCUAUGGUUGUCGCCCAAAACCCACCAAUGCCUCACAGCGUCCAUGAUGACGAAAUAGUAGCCAUUCCUGGGGCGUACCAGCCGGCUCUACACAGCUUGGUUAGGGAUGUCCAGGUGCAUGAAGGAGGAAAGCCCAAGCUUCAUAGCGUUCAGGACGACUCCACAGUUAACGAUACGAAGAGAAACCCGUAA